Molecule: messenger RNA, 2337 nt
Organism: Pestalotiopsis fici W106-1
Lineage: Eukaryota; Fungi; Ascomycota; Sordariomycetes; Amphisphaeriales; Sporocadaceae
Exons: 2
Coding region: 1-2337 (778 amino acids)
Source: RefSeq, a predicted model, not a curated record
AUGCAAAAAUACAACUACGAGCCUCUGCCUCCGCGGCACAUCCGCAUCGCAACUUUGCAUUCUGUAAGAGAUAGCGGUGAUACCAUGAUCCAGAUCACUUUGCGUCAAGCCAUGUUCGAUACUUAUAACGAUGAUGAAAUUGAGGAUGGAGGGCCAAUCAAAGAUUUACAGAAUGCCGGCAAUGGGAAAAAGCCAUCGCUUCUGUCGCGAAUGCAAGACCUGCACCUCGGCUCUCGCGUGAAGCAGAUGGUCAAAGGGCGCGACAAUGCCACUGAACUAGGCUACCCUUUGCGGCUAGGCAGCAAGAAGCCCCGGUAUGAAGCAUUAUCGUAUUCUUGGGGUCUUAGAGGGGCCGAGCCGCCGGUUGUGAUGAUUUCGGAUACUCGCAGCCAAGACGCGUACCCAUUUCAAGUCAGCGACAAUCUUCUAUCGGCGCUACGGCGGCUUCGCAAGAACAAGAAGCCCAGAGACCUCUGGGUUGAUCAGGUUUGCAUCAACCAGGAGGACGAAGAGGAAAAAGCGGUACAGGUUGCUAUGAUGGGUGCGAUUUAUGCAAACGCUGAUGCUGUUCUCGCCUGGAUAGGCGAGGAGACCGACGAUAGCCAGCUUGCCUUUUCCACCUUCACCAAUAUUGGGAAGUUCCUCUCGAACCCCAACAAUGAACCUGGUUUAUCUUUCGACGAAGAAAGGCCGGGCUUGUGGUUACCUGAUGAACCCAGCCCCGAUGCGUUGGCUGCCGCGAAUGAAAUGUUAAAGCGGCCGUGGUGUAGCCGGCUAUGGAUACGCCAGGAAAUCGCUCUAGCUAAGCAAGAAACAGCCGUAAUCGUUUGCGGAUCUUUGACUAUACCCUGGAAAUAUUUCCGUGCAGGUGGAAUCUACAUUGCGCAUAUUAAAAAUCAGGCAACCCCCAUCCCAUUUCCCGUCCUGGCAUGGGGAAUAUACUUAUUCGACGAAUUCUUGGACCGGGUUCCAACAGGUCAAAUCAAAGGUGGCGACGCAAGUCUUUCUGUUCUUCGGGAAAUGAGCUGGGGCACCGGAUGUGCUGAUAGUCGUGAUCGAAUCUUUGCCAAUCGGGCCUUGCUGGCAUGGCCGGAUGAGCGCCAGCGACUCCGCCCUAGUUACGCCAAAAAAAAAAAAAAAAAAAAAGCGCCUCAGGUUUAUCAAGACGCCGUUGUUGCAUAUUUGAACUCACAUAACGACCUGGUAGUACUUAACCAGUGUCGGUGGAAAACGCUCAGUUCUUCGGAAUGGGGAGCGCCAACUUGGUGGGUUUUGUCUACCUCACGGCUAGCUACCGCAACCACUCAUCAAGUAUGCAGGGUUCCAGAUUGGUCUGAUACGAACGUCCCAACCAUGCCGAAGUUCUUUAUCACUGAUAAUGGUCUUAAAGCCUCUGUCAGGCUGGCUACUCCGUUCAAGAUUGAGGGCAAUGUUUUGCAGGUGGCAGGCGUUCAUUUAGGUACAGUCAGCAGCAGGAUUUCCCUGUCAGAUGCAAUGACAAUUGAGAACACUCUCGAAGAGGUCCAGGAAUUCUUUGCUUCUGAUUCAAGUUCUUUGUGCGCUCAUUAUUGCACAAACCCGGCCGGGGUCUUUACGCUUGGCGAUGCUUACAUCGUGUCUCUGUCCGCAUGCGACCUUGACUGGUCUUUACCAGCACCCACCCACCCCCAUGAUCUAGACGGAGAUCUUUCUCAGAGACUUCAAGCUAUUCGUCCCUGGAUGUCAGCUUUAGGGCAGGCCAGCGCUGAUGCUUCCUCCGUGAUGCCAGAAUCCUUAAUCAACUGCAUCCGAAAAGCUAGACAACACCAAACGCAGCUUUUUCGCACUAGCCAUGGCAAAGCAGGCCUGUCUUGGGCACCAGCUAUGGAGCUAGGCGAUUGUGUCUGGAUCUUAUUCGGUUGUAAUGUGCCCAUGCUACUGCGUCCUGUGGCUUCUACCAAUACCGGAGGCAUGACGGCAGACCGUGACCCGCACCAAUAUCAGGUCGUAGGGCCUGCAUAUCUUCCUUGGGUGUCCGACGGGGAGCCCAUCCUAGGCGAGCUUCAUCCAAAAUGGUAUCGAUUUGGUGCCGACGAAUUUAUCGACAUGGGAGAGGGCGAUGAUGCGAUUCAGUUUUUUGCAGCCAUGAAUGAAUAUCCGGGGGUCCGAGUCGGUCCCAAAAUUCAGGCCCAAUUCGAUCCCCGAUUGAAAGAAUUGCCAUUCACCUUGGAUACUAUUCGGACGCGGUGGCCCAAGACGGAGCGGUUGCGGGAUACAUUCGUCAAUGUCCCGUUCAAUGAGUUGGAAACUACGCUGGCUGAACGUGGAGUCAAGGUUGAGCGACUGGACUUGGUCUAG